GGCGUCGUUCUGCACGAUUGACUCCUCCUCGCCUUGCGGUCGCGUCCGUAUAUUAAUUGAAAUGCUUGCAGGCGAAGGGGAGGACGGUCCUUGUCCCUGCUGCUCAUCACAGUCUGUGCUUCACUUCUGAAAACUUUUUUCAACUGGACCAGCGGGUUUUUCUUUUUGUGUGAGGAGUCCCUGCGCCAUCAUGAAUCCGCCCUGUGGAAGAUGCAAGAAACCAGUUUACCCCACAGAAAAAAUAAAUUGCCUUGAUAAGUAUUGGCACAAAGGUUGUUUCAGCUGUGAGGUUUGCAAGAUGGCUCUGAGCAUGACGAACUACAAAGGCUUUGAGAAGAAACCUUACUGCAGCAUGCAUUACCCCAAAACCUCCUUCACUAUAGUGACUGACACCCCCGAGAAUCUGCGUCUCAAACAACAGAGCAUGCUCAAUAGCCAGGCGCUCUAUAAGGAGGACUUUGAAAAGAACAAGGGGAAAGGUUUCAGCGUGGUGGCCGACACUCCAGAGAUGCAGAGAGUGAAGAAGACACAGGACCAGAUCAGUCACGCCCUUUACAAGGAGGACUUUGAAAAGAACAAGGGGAAAGGUUUCAGCGUGGUGGUCGACACUCCAGAGAUGCAGAGAGUGAAGAAGACACAGGACCAGAUCAGUAACAUAAAGUACCAUGAAGAGUUUGAGAAGAGCAAAAUCAGAAGUGAUGCACCUCCUCCUGAAAACAGACAAGACUAUGAAGAGCAGCCAUCUAACCCUGUAAGAUUCAAUCAGCCAGCUGGACAAAUGCGCCCUGCUGCUGUAGCACCACCUUGUGGAGGGAAGCGUUACCAGGCCAUGUACAGCUACACGGCAGCAGAAGCAGAUGAAGUUUCCCUCCUGGAAGGGGAUCUGAUCUUAGACGUGGAGCCGAUCGACGAGGGAUGGGUGUUCGGAUUCAACCAGCGCACAGGGCAGCGAGGCAUGCUCCCCGCUAACUACGUCCGACCUGUGUGAAACAAACAGACCUCUGCAACAGACAGACAAUCCAUUAGGUCCAUUUCCAGCAUGAGCUACGCUGUGAAUCUGUUGUCACCACCUACAAUCAGGACUCUUCUCUAAAUCACAUUUUGCAAAUGAAAGAAAAAUGGCUAUUUAAAAAAAAAGUUCCUGCCUGGUUCUGCUUUGCCUUUUUGUCAGGAUGAUGUUUUUCAAAUGUGUUAGGGGCUCUCAAAAAAUGAGUUAAGUCUACUACAGUAAAGUUUCACCUCAGAGAAGAACAAUGAUACUAAAGGUUAAUGUGAAAAGGUUUAUGAAUGUGAUAAAAACCUGCGAAAGAGGAAGGAAGAAGAAAGCAGAAGGACAAUUUUCACAGAAGAAAUAAACAAAUUUAACUAUAUAAUACUUCAUACUUGCAUAAUUUUUUAUCUUUCUCAGGUAAUAUUUACCUUUUUAUGUACAUGUUCUUCAGCAGUUAAGUGCAGCCUUAGCUUUGGACUGACAGACGCAGCUAAUUGUCAAAUCAGUGUGUAAUGUCCUAUUUGUAUCUUCUGCAACAGUCACUAACUGCUUGUAAAUCCCUUAAAACACUUGUUUGAUAUAUUGAAAGACAGAAACGCAUCAGAUGUCAUAUAAUUAAAUCCUUUUAAGAUGAUUCAGUUAAAUAAAAGUGGCAUAUUUAACCUGUCAGUUUGUUUUUCUAC
This is a messenger RNA of Toxotes jaculatrix (banded archerfish), 1674 nucleotides long. RefSeq names its product LIM and SH3 domain protein 1-like. Gene Ontology annotation, molecular function: actin filament binding. The record is from RefSeq and is a predicted model, not a curated record. The transcript has 8 exons. The coding region runs from base 191 to 988 and encodes 265 amino acids. Gene Ontology annotation, cellular component: focal adhesion. Lineage: Eukaryota; Metazoa; Chordata; Actinopteri; Toxotidae.